AUGGCGUCCGAAAAUUCCAAACCAGAAACCGCGCUAGAGAGUUCAAAGGUAGAAACAAUAACCAAAGCUGUAGAUUCUCUUCUGAAAUGGCACAAAUCUCGUUUAGAAACCGAAAAACCCAAACUCUUCGAAGAAGAAGACUUCGUCUACCUGGUCUUAACCCUGAAGAAGAUUCCCAGCAACGGCCGCGUUAACCCUCACAAGAUCCCCAUCCCUCACUCCCUCCUCUCGCCGUCAUCGGAACAAUGUCUCAUCAUCGACGACCGAGCGAACAAGCCCGGUCGUCUCACUAAAGAUGAGGCUAAGAAGAAGAUUCAGUCGGAGUCGAUUCCUGUUUCGAAGAUUCUCAAGCUAUCGAAGCUGACUACGGAUUAUCGCCCGUUCGAGGCGAAGCGGAAGUUGUGUAAUUCUUAUGAUUUGUUUUUUGCUGAUAAGAGUGUUGUGCCGUUGUUGCCGAGGUUGCUUGGGAAGCAGUUUUUUAAGAAGAGGAAGGUUCCUGUGCAGGUUGAUUUGAAGAAGAGGAACUGGAAGGAGCAGAUUGAGAAGGCUUUAUCUUCUGCGCUGUUGUUUUUGAGGACUGGGACUUGUAGUGUUUUGAAGGUUGCGAAGAUGAGUAUGGAGAGGGAUGAGAUUGUGGAGAAUGUGGUUGCGGCUAUGGAGGGGGUUGUUGGGGUUUUUCCGAAGAAAUGGGGGGUUGUUAGGUCUUUUCAUGUUAAGUUGUUGGAGUCUGUUGCGUUGCCGGUUUAUCAGGCAGUGCCGGAUGUUAGGUUGAAGAUUGAGGGGGUUAGGGAUUUGGAGGCUGCUUUGGAGAAGGAUGAGAAGAAGGUUCGUGAUGGGAAAGACGGGAAGAAGGGGAAGAAGGGGAGGAUUCAUGAGAUUAAGUAUAUGGAUGAUAGAAUGAGUGAGGAUGGUGAUGUUCGUAGUGAUCUUGAUGUUGCUGUUGAUGAUAUUGAUAUUGAUAUUGAUGAUGAUGCUGUUGGUGGUGGUGAUAAGGUAGAUGAUGAUCACGAAAACAGUGAAAUUGAGAGUGGAGGGAUUGGGAGUAAGAAGAGGAAGAAAGGAGUUAAAGGGAAGAAAGAGGCUUUGAGUGAGACGGGAGGUGUGAAAUCGUCCAAGGCUUCUGCUAAGAGGAAGAAGAAAGAUGUGUUGGAGACUGUGAAUGCUGCAGAAGAAAGUUCCAUCAAGAAGGGCAGUGAAAAGAGAAAGAAAUUGUCUGCGAAAGAUGAGGGUUCGGACAAGAAGAAGAAAAGAGGGUCGGUUGAGAAAGCGGCUACUGAAGAUUUGGUCAAGAAGAGUGAGGAUAAGGUAUCGACAGAGGAUGUGGGUUCAAACAAGAAGAAGAAAAAGGGGUCGGCUGUAUCGACCGAGGAUGUGGGUUCGGACAAGAAGAAGAAAAAGGGGUUGGCUGUGAAAGCUGCUACUGAAGAUUUGAUCAAGAAGAGUGAGGAUAAAGUAUUGACGGAGGAUGCGGCUUCGAACAAGAAGAUGAAAAAGGGGUCGGCUGUGAAAGCUGCUACUGAAGAUUUGAUCAAGAAGAGUGAGGAUAAAGUAUCGACCGGGGAUGCGGGUUUGGACAAGAAGAAAAGAGGGUCGGCUAUGAAAGCUGCCACCGAAGAAUUGAUCAAGAAGAGCAAGGAUAAAUUAUUCAUUGAUGAUGCUGGUUCGGCCAAGAAAAAGAGAGCUGAUGUGAAGGUAAAAGAUAGGAAAAGUAAGAAAGCUGUUUGA
This is a messenger RNA of Vicia faba (fava bean), 1725 nucleotides long. The record is from the annotation of a GenBank genome assembly. Lineage: Eukaryota; Viridiplantae; Streptophyta; Magnoliopsida; Fabales; Fabaceae.